CCGCGGCGCUGUUGUGGCGGGGGGGGCGGCGGGCGGCCGAGGAGCCCGCGGAGUCCUAGCGCCGGUCCUGCGUGCGGCUGCGGCGGGCCGGACCGAGCGCCUCGCCGCAGGAUUAAUUUAUUUUUGGAAAUCAAGUGCAAUAUUAAAGGGAAAACAAACCACACUACAUUAUUGGAAGCCAUUUCUGCUAAUUUUAUUACAUUUUAAAAUUUAUGAUUUGAUUUGAAUUCUAUCAUGGGAGGAGCUGUGAGUGCUGGGGAAGAUAAUGAUGACUUAAUUGAUAACUUAAAAGAAGCUCAGUAUAUCCGCACUGAAAGAGUGGAGCAAGCCUUCAGAGCGAUUGAUCGCGGAGAUUACUAUUUGGAAGGCUACCGAGACAAUGCUUACAAAGACUUAGCCUGGAAGCAUGGGAACAUACACUUGUCAGCACCUUGCAUUUAUUCUGAAGUUAUGGAAGCAUUGAAACUUCAACCAGGAUUGUCUUUUCUUAACCUGGGAAGUGGAACCGGAUAUUUAAGUACAAUGGUGGGCUUAAUUUUAGGUCCUUUUGGAAUAAAUCAUGGGAUUGAGCUUCAUUCAGAUGUGGUGGAAUAUGCCAAGGAAAAAUUGGAGAGCUUCAUCAAAAAUAGUGAUAGCUUUGAUAAAUUUGAGUUCUGUGAACCUGCAUUUGUGGUUGGUAAUUGCCUCCAGAUAGCAUCUGACAGUCAUCAGUAUGAUCGAAUUUAUUGUGGGGCUGGUGUCCAGAAAGACCAUGAAAACUACAUGAAAAUAUUACUGAAAGUUGGAGGCAUUCUAGUCAUGCCUAUAGAAGAUCAGUUAACACAAAUUAUGCGAACUGGACAAAACACUUGGGAAAGUAAAAACAUCCUUGCUGUUUCAUUUGCUCCACUUGUACAACCAAGUAAGAAUGAUAAUGGCAAACCAGAUUCUGUAGGACUCCCCCCCUGUGCUGUCAGGAAUCUACAGGACUUGGCUCGUAUUUAUAUUCGACGUACACUUAGAAAUUUCAUAAAUGAUGAGAUGCAGGCCAAGGGGAUUCCUCAGAGGGCUCCACCCAAAAGAAAAAGAAAGAGGGUUAAACAGAGAAUUAAUACUUACGUAUUUGUGGGUAAUCAGCUUAUUCCUCAGCCUCUAGACAGUGAGGAGGAUGAAAAAAUGGAAGAAGAUAAAGAAGAGGAAGAGAAAGAUCACAGUGAAGCCAUGAAGCCCGAGGAGCCACCUCAGAAUUUACUGAGAGAAAAAAUCAUGAAACUUCCCCUCCCUGAAUCUUUAAAGGCUUACUUGACAUAUUUUAGAGAAAAAUAACUUAGAUCAAGAAGAAAGAAUGCCUACUGAUAAUUCCUUUGGUCUUGAAAAUGUAGCAUUUGUUAGGAGUUAAAAGAGAAUUCUUUCAUCAGUGCGAAUUAUAGUGAUAAAAGUAUAAUUUGUUUUUGUCUUAGUAAUAAAAAUGAUGUAUUCAGUAAAUAAAAAGAAUCCCUUUUAUAAAAUAUAUUUUUCUUUAAAUCUUGGAAAAAAAUGCUGUUUUAACUCAGAGUGACUUCAAGAGUGGAAUGCAACAAUACUCAAGAUUUGUGUACUGUAAAUCCUUUUCUGGUUCCUUACAGAUUUGUAGUGCUGAGGCUUACAUUUAAUUUUGUAUAAGGUUAAAUAAUUGUUAAGCAUAUACUGAUUUUUGAAUUGCAGUUGUUUGCAUUUCCUCUAUGAAAACUUUCUUUUCUAAUCAGGAAAUCAAAUGCCGUAUAGACCACUGACCUUACUUUGUUGCAAUCACUAUUGCUGAGUCGCUGUAGUAUUCCGGGCAAUACAUGAGUGCAAUAACAAUACAGAUACUGAAUAAUUUAGCUUUAAAAAACAAAAACAAAAACAAAAAACAUUUCGUGAAAUUCAACAGCACUGCUACUUUUGCUUUUGAAUCUAUUGCCAAAAGAUAUGGGGAAACUAUCUGCUUCUCUCAUAGAGAUUUUAAGAGCACAUCAAGUGAGUAUUAAAUAAAAAGUAUAUACCUAAUACAGUUCUUAAUUUGUGUGGACCCUUUACAUUUUCAGUAUUUAAAAAUAAUGAGGUUAUCUUACUUGCUGGAGUUUUAGAAGAUAGUAUAUUUAGGUUUGGUUUUUCUGUUAUCCGCUGUGCUUUAUACAGUAUUUGGUUUAAAAAAGAAAACCCAUUGUUCUGUAUGACUGUUGACAGCGCAAACAGGGAGUAAAUGUGGGUAAUGGCCUCUUUCUUAGGUUGUGCUCAGAGGCAGGACCAGAGCAGAUUUGGUCAGCAGGUGCACUUUAGCAAAUGGAACUCCUAGUUCAUUUGAAUAUUUGUCUUUGACAAGGUAGGACUGAGCUAGCCUACAUUUGCUUUGAAUUCAUCUUUGUAGUGUAUGAGAUAUUCACAGAAAUUGUAUGUAGAUGCCUUUUGCUUUGAAAAUUGUGUUCAGAAUCAUAAGUUUAACCUUUGGGACCUAUGUUGUGCUCAUUUAACUUCUCAUGGUGUGUGUGGGGGGGUUUGUUUUGUUUUUUUGCUAAAAUUAUAAUGAUUUUCACUUUUUUCUUAAUACCACAUAAACUAUCCAUCAUUUGACUGUUAUAGCUUAUCAGUGAUAAAAGAGGUAGUAAAUGCCAUUUUUGGUUUCUUUCCUUGAAAACAGUCAUUCCUUGUUAAGGAAGUGUCACAUGGAUUAUGUAUUUUUUAAAAGGAAAAAUUUGAGAGUAUCACUACCACCAGCAUCACUAUUUCAGUAGUUGAUCAAAUACAUUUAAGGAAACCCAGUUGAUGUAUAGUAAAAGGAUUAUUAGCUCUUGAAAGAUUUAACUAUUAGUAAAACACAGAUGGUUUCAAAAAUCUCAGAUCUGGUAAUUCUACAUAUUUAAAAUAACUGUCUGAAAUAUUCUAAGGAUGAAUUCUCCCAAGUAAAUUAGACUAUUUUAGUAAUUGAAAGAUAAUUUCAUGGAAGAAGGUAUUUGUUUUAUACCAGUGACUUGGGGCUACAUGUAUCUCCACAUUUUUUUUUUUUAGAUGAUUACUAAGCUGUUACUAUAAAGAAAUAUCCCAUCUCAUUUCUAUCAAGGAAAAAAUAGUUUUAUACAAUUGUCAUGUUAGGAAUACUCAUUUUAUUUUAAAUUGUUAGUUUUAGAAGCUUAAUAUCAAGUUCCUGGUACCCACAUAUUUUUAUCUAGUAUCUACGUAUUUUUAUCCAGCACCCUUCCUUUGGCUGCCCUCUACACACUUUGUUGGUUUUGGAGCUAGUGUUCAGUUAUGUAAACAUAAAUAUUCUUAAAUGAUGAUUUUACUAUUCAAAAGAGAGUUUUUGUCAAGGACAUAUUUGAAGAUUGAUUUGUUCAAAUGGUCUUUUAUUUUGUUGACCUUAGCAAAGUGUAUACAGUAGAUUCCCAUUAUCAUUACAUAUUUUUUUGUCAUUGAAAUGUAUCAUUUGUGUUUUUAAAUGCAUUCAUUCAUUUUACAGUUGUGACUUUAUCAUUGACUUUAAAUAAAGAAGUAGAAAUAAAAAAUGAAAAUUCAAGUGAAAAGCCCUUUUAUCUGUUAAUGGGAAUAUAUUAGAAUGAUUAAGAAUAUUUUGGGUUUGUGUGUAUUUUUUAAUUCAUGGUUACUUGAGUAUGGAUAAUUAUGCUUUAUAGGUGGAGAAGUAACAAAUAAAGGUGAAGUAAAGUUAAUUGAAAAUGAUGAGGGUUAUAUUAAAAGGAUUUUAGCAGCCAGAUAAAACAAUAGAAAUAAUCUAAUCUAAUUAUUUUACAAAAAGAAAGUAGGGGUAGGGAGAUAACAUGAUUUUCCUAAGUCAAAUCGCUAGAUGGAGAUGGCUUGAAAUAGUGUCCAGCAUCUGAUAAAUCUGACAAACUGUCAACAGCACCGUUACUACCAAGAAGAUGAUUUAAAUCUACACCUCUUAUUGGUUAACAUGUUUGGUUCCAGUCUUAAUAAAGAAAAUGUCAUUAAGAUAGCAUACAUAAUGGUCAAAAUGUAAAAAAUGUUAGGUGUUGGUUUCUAGCUGUUUGAGAGGCUAAAAGUGAAGCAAAGCCUAUGAAAUCAUUUGAAGACUGAAAACUAUUUCAAAUAAACAGUUGCAUAUAAUUAAA
Canis lupus familiaris (dog) is the source of this 4082-nucleotide messenger RNA. RefSeq names its product protein-L-isoaspartate (D-aspartate) O-methyltransferase domain containing 1 (gene PCMTD1). The record is from RefSeq and is a predicted model, not a curated record. Gene Ontology annotation, molecular function: protein-L-isoaspartate (D-aspartate) O-methyltransferase activity. The coding region runs from base 235 to 1305 and encodes 356 amino acids. Gene Ontology annotation, biological process: protein modification process. The transcript is spliced from 6 exons. NCBI's taxonomy places the organism in Eukaryota, Metazoa, Chordata, Mammalia, Carnivora, Canidae. Gene Ontology annotation, cellular component: cytoplasm.